Molecule: messenger RNA, 3171 nt
Organism: Acanthaster planci (crown-of-thorns starfish)
Lineage: Eukaryota; Metazoa; Echinodermata; Asteroidea; Valvatida; Acanthasteridae
Product: alpha-N-acetylgalactosaminidase-like
Biological process (GO): glycoside catabolic process; oligosaccharide metabolic process
Cellular component (GO): cytoplasm
Molecular function (GO): alpha-galactosidase activity
Source: RefSeq, a predicted model, not a curated record
UUUCUGAUAUCUAUACACACGAAAGAAAACUAUGUGUCAACUUGGUUCGGUUCGCGUAUACACCGAGUACAUAUCCCUUUGUUUUGACCUAUAUUUUGCUGUAGAAAAAAAAUUAGUAGAAAGGCAGUAAUGAUUGGCCGAUUCUAUUUGGUUUAUAACGAAAACACACUACUAGAGCUUCAAUUCAAUGACUGCUGAACUUCAAUUCCAAAUCACCACUCCGUGUGUGAUUCCUCUAUGGAGUUCUCGUAGUAGGCCUAUCACUAGAACUCAAUACUAGGCUUACGCCGAUUCCUUCUCAAAAUUACUGAAACGGUCAAGCUAGAAGGAGAGGGAUGUGUGCCGCUAGCUUAUUUUCUACCCCACAGAAGACGAGUGUGACAGACCUCGCCUUGAAGCUGGCUAAAGAUGAGGACCAUUCUCCUGCUUGUGAGUCUGUCACUGACUGUGCCAGCUGGGUAUGGUUUAGACAAUGGUUUGGCUCGCACCCCUCCUAUGGGCUGGAAUGCAUGGGAGAGAUUCCGAUGCAAUGUGGACUGUGACCCCGACCCCGACAAUUGCAUCAGGGAAGAACUUUUCAUGCAGAUGGCCGAUAUAGUAGUGAGUCAAGGCUACAAAGAGGUAGGCUAUGAGUUCAUCAACAUGGAUGACUGCUGGAUGUCAAAGGAGAGAGAUGCUCAGGGCCGUCUACAGCCAGACCCCAAGAGGUUCCCAAGUGGGAUCAAGAACUUGGCUGAUUAUGUCCACUCCAAGGGGCUGAAGUUUGGCUUGUAUCAGGACAUGGGCACCCAGACAUGUGACGGCUACCCUGGGAUUUGGGGUCACAUUGAAACAGAUGUUCAAACUUACGUUGAAUGGGGCGUCGACUAUGUCAAGAUGGACGGUUGCCACAAUUUGGGCCCUGUCUUGUUUGGAGAAGGUUUUGUUAAUAUGUCCCAUGCUCUCAACAAGACUGGUCGCCCGAUUGUCUUUUCAUGUGAGUGGGGCUUCGACAUGAGGGAACACAAUCCAAAUUACACUGAGAUUGCAGUUUACUGCAACAGCAUGCGGCAGUAUCUUGAUGUGCAGGACUCAUGGGAGCAAGUUCUCACCAUACUGAACUGGUACACCUUCUUUCAGGAAAUUAUGGCCAAGGUCAACGGGCCGGGGAAUUUCAUUGAUAUGGACUUUAUUAUAGUCGGAGACUUUGCUCUGAGCUAUGAGCAAGCACAGUCUCAGAUGGCGCUGUGGUCCAUCAUGUCAUCUGCGCUGCUCAUGUCCAGCGACCUUCGGAAGAUGGAUCCGAAGAUGAAGGCCAUUCUCCAGAACCGUGAGGUCAUCGCCAUCAACCAGGACAAACUGGGCAAGAUGGGCAUCAUGAUACACAGCGAAUCCCACUUUGAGGUGUGGACCAAAGUGCUGGACAAAGGUUGCUUUGCCGCGGUCAUUUUCAGUCGGGCUACUGAUAUGCCGCACAAUUUCACGACGACCAUGACAGAUCUGGGAUACCCCAAUACCCCAUUCUACGUCCGUGAUGUCAUCAACCAUAGGAACCUAGGAAUCUUCAUCAAGUAUGACCCACUGAAUGUCAAAGUUAACCCUGGUGGAGUUGUGAUGAUUAAGGCUGAACCAGUCAAAAAGAGGACCUUUAAGGUUUAUUAAGAGGGCUUUUGGCAGACUUGAACUCGCAAGGAGACCAGGAGACAAGGAGGAUAGGAGACCAGGCGAGAGGUGCAACCGCUGGUGUAUGUGGUUUCCUGUCCAGUCGCUUUGCAGUUACACACACAGAGCCGCGAAGGCCUUGACAAAAGGCUAGCUAUGGUCAAAAAUAUAAAAAAUGUUAAAAAGGAUAUAAUGUACCAAUUUUUAUAAAUGCAAUUAAAUCAAUUUUAAUAAAAAACAGUAAACAUUCAUAAAUGAAAAGGUUUAAGGUUGAAGGGUGUGAUCACGGAUUGGGAUGUUGUUUUGCAUACAUUUUGUUCUGCAACAAAAUUCAGGAAUUAUAAGUGUGUCAUUAAGUGAUCCAGUAUUCUAUGCAACUAGGAGGACUUCUUGAAAUUGAGCUUUCCACUAAUGUUUAAAAUAUAUAAUACAUUAAAGAUAUUAAGAAGUCUUGAUGGGUCAAGAGCAAUAUCUGACUCCUUAUAAGCUGGCCUGAUUGCUUUUUUCCUUCAAAAAGAAGCAUGUAGUAUUAUAAAUGUAAAAGGAGAUUUUGCUUUUUUUCAGAAAUUCACAAUGUUCAACUCUUCUCUGUUAUACCAUAGAGGAAGGCUGUUCUGACUGCAUUUGCAGACACAAUGUACAGAAGACCGUACAUUUUGGUGUUGCACUCCACAAGUCUUGCUUCAUUUACGAUGUUUAUGUUUGUGUAUGUGGCAAAGCCAGAAAUUAGUUAGUAAUUAAAAACACCCUUUUUUACAUAGUAGCAGCUCCCCUUUAAAAAUCUUCAAUUUAGUUUAGAGUCCCCCUUCUUUUUCCUAGUAAUGUGCUCCCUGUGUUUUGUAUCGUGUCUGAUGUAAUUGUCUGUAUAUUUUGUAACAGUCUUUGUUCGUGUGUAAGACUGAAAUAACCCACAUAUAAUGGUACUUUCUUUAAGACAAGUUGAUUGAAUAGAUGGGUUCUAUAAUAGUUAUUGAUCACUUGCAGCUGGGGGGGGCAGGGGAAGUGUCCCCUUUAGAUGAGGGGGGAUAUGACACCCACUAUUUGCAAAUCCUAUAAUUCUUUUUUCUUCAUGGAUCCUUCUAUUAAUGAAUGAUGUUUGAUGCUUUCGCAACAGGCCCCAGACUUUGAAAAUCGUUUUGGUUGAUAUCCUAUGCCAUAUCAUUCAAAACUACAGUUUAAUGUUCUCUUUCACACUGCGUUCGUUGUUUCUCUUUCGGCAUAAAUUCAAAGCAAUUUUUAAAUAUCAAUAGCUGUUUACCAUUAACAUGCCGCGAACACAGUUAUGUCAUACACGUUAGUAAUCAUUCAGUGUUAUCCGCAUACAAAUCAUUUUUGUUUCAUUGGGAGCAUAAAUUUUUUGUACUUCAUUUUCUGCAUUCCACCAAAGGGACAAACUUCAAUUUGUGGACACCCAGCGACGGUUCAAUAUCAUAUUUGUUCAGUAUUUCAUUUGUAUUUGCAGAAACUUCUUCUACCAAAGUUAUCUUUUUUUUAUUGGGAGAAAUAAAAUUGAAACAGAUAAGCAACGUC